AUGGCCGAGCGCUCACCGCAACUGUUCUCGGAUGGUUCUCUGAUUCUGGCCCGGAAGGGCCAGUCGCCCUUCCAACAUGCCGACGCCACCGUCUCAGCCGACCCGAUCGUCCCAGUCGACGCGACAGUCCCAGUCGACCAGACAGCCCCAGCCGACCCGACCAUCCCAGUCAAAGCGACAGUCCGAGUCGACCAGACAGUCCCAGCCGACCCGACCGUCUCCAGACAGCCCCAGCCGACCCGAUCGUCCCAGCCGACCCGAUCGUCCCAGCCGACCCGAUCGUCCCAGUCGACGCGACCAUCCCAGUCGAAGCGACAGUCCGAGUCGACCAGACAGUCCCAGCCGACCCGACCUUACUGGACCUGGGCGGGCGGGCAGUACUCCCAGCGCCGUAGGAGAUACCGGGGAGCGAGCCUGCGGUGGUCUCGCAACCCGGCUAGCAUGUCGCAGUCUGUUGUGCUGCCCCCGGACAGGGAGCGCGUGUUGAGGCUGAGCCGACUUUGUGGUCUGUUUAAGCGCCAACCUGUAGGACGUGACGACGACGUCAACGUGACCUACCGGACAUCUGGAGACAGGAUGGACCCGCGUGUGUCACUACCCGUGGGACUGCUCGUCCUCGUGGUUAUGGCCACCAGCGUGACUGGUCAAGAACAACAGGUGUACCUGGCCACUCAAUCCAACUGGGCCUUUUAUAAGGUUCUUGCAACAGCCAACUUGACCAAUACUGGCACGAAGGCGACAUGUAACGCGGCAGGAAUGAGUUACCCGUGCUACCAGUCAGGUUAUGGUGGGUGUGCGAACGACCACUGGUCCCCAGGCUGCAUCACGUACAACCAUGGUAAUUCCUUAUGUAACACCCACUGGGUCCUCUCCAAAAAACUGUGUGGACAUGACGACUCUCGGCACUGUCAGCCCCUUGAUGACACCUUUGUGUACUGCUAUCCCUGUUGGGGUGGUCGUGGUGAUGACAGCGCCUGGGGAGUGGACUACGACACCAACACUUGGAACCUGUAUGGAGCGGACCACACCAACGCGUACGCCCUGUGUGCAGUUCGUACUACGUGUGAUGACUCACCAUGUGUGCGCGGAACCUGUAUCGCUGGUAACGAAGGCUACACCUGUGACUGUGAGAACGGCUGGACAGGAACCAACUGUGACCGAAUCGCUACUUCGUGUGAGGACUCCCCUUGUGAGCACGGAAACUGUACUGAUGUUGUCGGGGGCAUGGUGAACUACACUUGUACCUGUGACAGCGGCUGGGGAGGACCCUACUGUGAUCAAGCCCCAGAGGUGUACCUGGACACACACGACAAUUGGGCCUUUUAUAAGGUUCGUGCAAUCGGACCUAUGACAAACGCAAACGUCCAGACCACCUGUCAAAUGGCAAGGAUGAGCUACCCGUGCUACUACACAGGUCCUACUUCUGGCUGUACCUAUCACUGGACCACAGGCUGCAUCACGUUUUCCAGGGACCCUUUCGGCGUGUGUGAGACCCUCAGGAUCCUCCAAGAUAAAAUGUGUAGAAUCAUUCACGAGUACGGCAAUAACUGCGAGGCGCUCGAUGACACCUUUGUGUACAUGCAUAACUAUUUUAAUAAUAUCGGCGCCUUCGGAACGGACUACGACACUGGCAGGUCCCACCUGAAUGGAGUGUCCUACGAAAACAUGUACGCCCUGUGUGCAGUUUCUACUACGUGUGAUGGCUCCCCGUGUGUAUACGGUAACUGUACCGAUGGUGACGAAGGCUACAUCUGCACCUGUGAGAGCGGCUGGACAGGACGCAACUGUGACCGAGAUGAAAGUGAAUGUCUGGAUGGCACGCAUAACUGCAGCGCAGACGCAACCUGUACCAUCACCCCCGACGCAUUUACCUGUGCCUGUAACGACGGUUACUACGGGGACGGAUUCACCUGUACAGAUGUCGAUGAAUGUGCGGAUGGCACGCACAACUGUCACCCUCUCGCUACCUGUGCCAACUUCAUCGGCGGUUUCAACUGUACCUGUAACGACGGUUAUGGCGGGGACGGAGUCAACUGUUUCGUUACCCAAGAGCUGGUGCGAGAUCCGUCAUGGAUCGUGGAGUCCUCCGGCACACCGUGGGUCAGCGGUGGAAUAACGUGGGACGCUGCCAAAGUCUUGGAUGGGGACAUUGGUACCUUCUGGAACCCACAAGGUUUGGCGUAUGGCUACAACAACUGGAACAUCGUACUGGACUUCACCGCGCCCCAAACUCUGAUCGGCAUCGCACUCAUUAACAACGGAGGCGGCAGCUGGGACAUUGCAGACUUCACGUUGCAGAAGUCGCUCUCUGCGAGUCCGUACGACUGGGAAGACGUGGUGACCGUUACUGACGUGCAGGGAAGGACGACCCGGCGCCAGGAGUUUGGCGGUUUCCAUGUGACAGCGCGGUACUGGAGAUUCCUGAUCACACGGACCCACGGGGGCUGGCAGCCAAAUGUCAGGGAACUGUUCUUCUACGAACCCUCAUCAGACUUCUGUGACCCGAACCCUUGCCAGAAUGGUGGAGUGUGCACCAGUGCUGGAGAGUCCUACACCUGUGAAUGUGUGGAUGGAUGGGGAGGAACCAACUGUGAAAUCGACCACUGCGACCCCAACCCUUGCCAGAAUGGUGGAGUGUGUACCAGAAGUGGAGAGUCCUACACCUGUGAGUGUGCGGAUGGAUGGGGAGGAACCACCUGUGAAACUGGUUUGUCUGACUUGACCUUCUCCGAUAUCGAGAUGGACCGAAUGACCGUGUCCUGGACGGCGUCUGCUGACCUGGAUGUAACACGAUACCGACUCCGUUACCGCCAUGCCGGGGCUUCGUACCAGGACCUGUCUCCCCCGCCAGCACCGGGCGACACCACGGCCAUCGUACGCGGACUGUGGGCGAAUACAGAGUACAACUUCACCCUGACUGCGUUUGGACAGGACGACGAGCAAAUAGGAGAGAUCAGUGGGACAGAGACAACAGCUGAAGUUAUCGUGAACGUGGACUGCCAUCAGGACCACAUGAGCGUGACCUUCCCUAUUGCAGCGCUAACAGAGGUAGAUGUGGAAAGCUUGCACCUGGUGGACGAGAACUGCCGUUCGACAAUUAGCGAGACGGAUCCCCCGGUGGUGACUCUUCGGACCGGUCUGCAGGAGUGCGGGACGACACAGGAGUCGUCAGAAGAGAAACUCAUCUUCAGUAACGAGGUCUUCGGCAGUCCGGUCGUGCAUGAAAACGGCGCUAUGAGAGGAGCGCCCUUCAGCAAGAAGUUCCAGUGUGAGUUCGUCCGUCAGUACGUGGUCUCACAGGAUCAGAACAUCCUUUUCAACAUUCCGCCUCCUCGCGUGCAAGUUGUGAACGCGGAAAACCAGUUCACCUUCGAGAUGCACAUGUUUCCAUCUGCAGACUUCGCUGAUACCUACACCUCAGACGACUACCCUGUGCAGGUGACCCCGUCUGACCAGCUACACUUCGGACUCAGCGUGAACUCACCUCUGGACAACCUGGAGCUGUUCGCCCUCCACUGCCUCGCCACGCCAAGUGACGAUCCCGAAGCCUCUCCAAGCGUCAACAUCAUUCAAGAAGGGUGCAACAUGGACACAACGCUUCAGCUGAACAAUGCACUGUCUAACGACAUGGCCUUGUACUACUCCAUCCAGUCAUUCAACUUCCCCAACGUUGAACCUCCCAGCCUGGUGUACAUCCACUGCACCAUGGUGGUCUGCUUCAAGGACGACCCGGACUCGCGGUGCAGUGACGGGUGCAUCUCCGCUAGGCGGCGCAGGCGCGCUGUGUCUGACAUGAGCGACGCCCGAGUGCGACGCGCGAGCGAAACGGACGAAACAGUCACCAUCAGCCAGGGACCCUUCAAAGUUGUGGGAGGAGAAAAACAAGCCUCCACCCUGCCCACUGUCGGCAUCGCUGUCGGGGCAGCUGCGGGGAUAGCCGGCGUCCUCCUGAUGGUUGUUGCUGUCUUCCUGGUGAGGAAGAGACGUGGCCGUGACGUCAAGGGGCAGGCCGAGGAUCGUGUCGGUUUUGACAACUACUCGUUCGAGCUCUGGGGGAAGGGCAAGGCAGCCAACGUGACUCCCAAACCCGAGUAG
This is a messenger RNA of Branchiostoma belcheri (Belcher's lancelet), 4095 nucleotides long. RefSeq lists its product as uncharacterized. Gene Ontology annotation, molecular function: protein binding; calcium ion binding. The record is from RefSeq and is a predicted model, not a curated record. The transcript has 24 exons. Bases 1 to 4095 code for a protein of 1364 amino acids. NCBI's taxonomy places the organism in Eukaryota, Metazoa, Chordata, Leptocardii, Amphioxiformes, Branchiostomatidae.